UAUCAUUAGCAAAGCCAGAAUACUAAUUUGAAAUCCUUUGCGGUCCAAAUUAAUGGAGCUGGUUUUGCUUAAAGCCCCAUUGUUCAACCAUCGAUGCCCACUGACGCGAGCAAUUUUUCUGUCACGAUGGUCAUCAGAUCUAUACUCUACACGACUCAACAGGCCAGUGAGAGCCCAUACAAUUAUGUCCCUACAGAGUGGGUCUGCAUUUUUUUUUUGACGGCUUAUAGUAUCUCGACCGCCAUACAUAUGGGCCAGGCGCUCAGAUAUAAACUCUGGUGGAUGAUUCCUACAGUGACCUUUGCGGGCAUUCUGGAAAUAUUCGGAUGGAGUUGCAGGUUAUGGUCAAGCCAAAGUCCCGAGCUUUUGAGGCCUUUUGAGAUGCAGCUCUUCGGCACUAUCUUAGCACCCACUCCACUAGUUGCAGCUUACUUUAUUAUCUUUGGCAGAAUAACCAUUCAUUUUGGGCCCCAGUUCAGUCGUCUGACCCCAAAUAUGUAUAUCAUAGUUUUUUUCUCAUUGGAUACUAUAUGCUUGACCAUACAAGCUGUUGGAAGCGUAUUCGCUGCAGAAGCCGUGAAUGAGUACAAAAGCCCCACGCUGGGCGGGAACAUUAUGUUAGGAGGGAUUUCUGCUCAGCUUUUUGCUAUAUGGGUCUAUCUCGGUUUGGCGGCCGAAUUUUUCUUGCGUCGGAAAUACAAUGCACCCUUCCGCCGCCAGGUCAUUAAAUUUGGGAAAGGUCAACGUUCUAUGAGUAAAGAUGUGCAAUGCAUGAUUUACGCACUCGGCUUCUGCACCAUCUGCAUUAUCAUUCGAUCCGUGUACCGCACAGUGGAGCUCGCCGAUGGGUGGUCUGGGACGGUGAUUUCGACCGAGUCCUACUUCAACUGGCUCGAUGGGGGUUUCGUCGUCGUUGCUAUGUAUACUCUCAACGUUAUUCACCCAGGUAUAUAUCUGAAGUCUGUUGACACUUCACUGCCAGACGAAGACAAAGUCAAUCUAAGUUAUGUAUUUUGAUUCUUUUUGCGACAUAGCUAGUUUCACUUGUUGCUACGUAGUUUGACGUGAUGUACCGUUUAUACCCUGCUCUGCAGAUCCGUCCCUGAAAUGUUGAUAUCCUAGAUUCCUAUAUAGUCAUUCGCACUUUCCACGCAGUGUUCGGUCGCCGAAGGUUCGCAGAAGUCAGUGAACGUCCCCAUGUCUGCGGCCCGGCGAGUGAACGUGUCUAAAACAUUGUAUAAUCAC
Suillus bovinus is the source of this 1245-nucleotide messenger RNA. Its product is annotated as RTA1-domain-containing protein. The transcript is spliced from 11 exons. Lineage: Eukaryota; Fungi; Basidiomycota; Agaricomycetes; Boletales; Suillaceae. Gene Ontology annotation, cellular component: fungal-type vacuole; plasma membrane. Bases 94 to 1017 code for a protein of 307 amino acids. The record is from RefSeq and is a predicted model, not a curated record.